Messenger RNA from Scleropages formosus (Asian bonytongue), 1388 nucleotides. RefSeq names its product ferredoxin 2 (gene fdx2). The transcript has 5 exons. Gene Ontology annotation, molecular function: 2 iron, 2 sulfur cluster binding; electron transfer activity. NCBI's taxonomy places the organism in Eukaryota, Metazoa, Chordata, Actinopteri, Osteoglossiformes, Osteoglossidae. Bases 1 to 594 code for a protein of 197 amino acids. Gene Ontology annotation, cellular component: mitochondrion. Gene Ontology annotation, biological process: P450-containing electron transport chain. The record is from RefSeq and is a predicted model, not a curated record.
AUGGCGACCUCCGCGGCAGUCCGGAGUAGUGUGCGGCUCUCUUUAAGACUGCUCGGACUGAACCCGAUAUGCAGUGCCUGUAUUUUUAACCGGUUGAGAAUUUGUAAAUACGCUGUCACGGGGUCGGCGGCGGCGGCAGGAUACAUUGACGGUUUUCGGACUCCCAGCAGAAGCCUGCGGACCUCUAAAAGUGUGAAUCAGUCUGAAGUUGAGGAUGCAGCACUUGAAGACUCAAAGGACGUGGUUAAUGUGGUGUAUAUAGAUCGAUCGGGAAAGAGAAUACCAGUCAAGGCUAAAGUUGGAGACAACGUCCUAUACCUGGCACACAAGCAUGGCAUCGAUUUAGAAGGAGCGUGCGAAGCAUCGCUGGCUUGUUCUACAUGCCACGUAUAUGUGAAUGCAGAGUACUUCGACAAACUUCCAGAGCCUGUUGAAAGGGAGGAUGACAUGUUGGACAUGGCCCCCAUGCUUCAGGAGAACUCUCGGCUUGGCUGCCAGAUCAUUCUGACCCCCGAGCUGGAUGGCAUAGAGCUGACACUUCCCAAGGUCACCCGCAACUUCUACGUGGACGGCCAUGUGCCCAAGCCCCACUGAAAGGUGCCAUGGGGUAGCAGGCAUUCUCUGGAAAUCAGGCUUGUUCAUUUAGACCACCAGGAUGGGAGAGGUAUGAUGAGGUGCAAUUGCCCAAAGGCACCCGUAAAGAACACUUGAUAUCGGACUAGAAGGUGCUGGGGAAGCAAAAUGAACAAAUUGGUUAUAUUCUGGGUCAUCGUGUUGGGGGGAAAUUGAUUGACAAGACCACUAAGCAGGAGUGUAUCAAUCUGUCAAUACUCACACAGGCAAGAUGUGGCAAGUUAAUGGCAAGAUCUCCGGAAACAAAAAAACACCUAAAAACACUUAUACACAUAAAGUUCUCUGUGUCACACAGCCAACGAGUAUUAGAUACAAAAGCACUUUAAAAUUAUUGGUGUGUUUGUGUAUGUGUGUGUAUUAUAUAUACACACACGCACAUACAUACACACUAAAUAUAGUAGUUCUCAAACUCAGGUUACGUUUGGGUUUUAAUGUGCAUCACCCUGGAUUAUGUGAUUACUGAGCGGCAGAUGGUUCACCUGUAAAUUAGUGCAGUGGUUUCCAGUCCUCUCCUUGGGGAUCACAAAAAUCUUCCGUACUUUUGUGUUUUUCCCCACUACCAUUGUCAAUGAUUUGGCUAAUUACUGAACAGUUGAAUCAGGUGAGCUGGUUUUGGAAUUGAAUAAAUAUAAGAAAUUGUUUGAGGUCCUAGAGGAGAUAUUUUGUUACUCAGUGGCACUAAGGCAGACAUCUUACAUUGACAUUUAUUUAGCAGACUCUUUUCUCCAAAGAAACUUCCAAUGAACUCUAUGUAG